CGCCGGACGCCGUCGCCCGUCGCCGCCUGCCUCUCCGUCCCGCCCCGCCCCUCCCGCCAGACCGGCGCUCGGCGCCACCGGGCCCCUCUGGCGCCCCUGCAAGCCGGCGCCCGCCGCCCAGUCCGCUCUCCGCCGACUCCGGCACUCGGCCGGCAGCAAGCCAGCCCUGCCCGGCGGCCAGCCUUUAGCCCGAUUUGAGGACUCGAGGGCGGGUGUGUGAAUGGCUCAACCUUCUGUCAUUCUUGCAACUGCAAGUUAUGACCACACAAUCAGAUUUUGGGAAGCCAAGAGUGGUCGCUGUUACCGCACUAUUCAGUAUCCAGACUCGCAAGUAAAUCGCCUUGAGAUAACCCCGGACAAGCGGUUCCUAGCUGCUGCUGGCAAUUCUCAUAUCCGCCUUUUUGAUGUGAACUCAAAUAGCCCACAGCCGGUAAUUAGCUAUGAUUCGCAUACUAGUAAUGUGAUGGCUGUGGGGUUCCAUUGUGAUGGCAACUGGAUGUACUCAGGUUCUGAGGAUGGCACUGUGAGAAUUUGGGAUUUACGGACUGCCACUUGUCAACGAGAAUAUGAAAGUCGCGCAGCUGUCAACACCGUGGUCCUACACCCAAAUCAGAAAGAACUAAUAUCUGGCGAUCAGAACGGAAACAUACGUGUGUGGGAUUUGGCAGCUAAUUCAUGCAGCUGCGAGUUGGUGCCAGAGGUCGAUACAGCUAUAAGAUCUCUGACAGUCAUGUGGGAUGGGAGUAUGGUUGUUGCUGCAAAUAACCGUGGGACAUGUUACGUUUGGCGCUUGCUUAAGGGUACUCAGACAAUCACCAGCUUUGAGCCCCUCCAUAAGCUGCAAGCCCAUGAUGGCUACAUUCUGAAGUGCCUGCUUUCACCUGAAUUUUGUGACCCUAACAGGUAUCUUGCAACUGCAUCAUCUGACCACACUGUAAAGAUUUGGAACGUGGAUGGCUUCAAGUUGGAAAAAACUUUAGUCGGUCACCAGCGCUGGGUUUGGGACUGCGUUUUCUCAGUAGACGGUGCUUACUUGAUAACAGCUUCGUCUGAUACGACGGCAAGACUGUGGACAAUGUCGACUGGGGAGGCCAUCAGGGUGUACCAGGGGCACCACAAAGCAACCGUCUGCUGCGCCCUCCAUGACGGGGCUGAAUCGGCACCCUCAUAAGCAACACCGCCGCGACGCGGCAUGGUUCUGUACAUAUCUCUGUCGAUUCGAACAACGCAGCAGGGUGCUCUGCUAGAUUUUCAGCGCCGUGGCGGCUCGAGGACAGGCGGUUUUAAGAUUUGAUUUGCUGUAGUGCUAGGACCAUGUGUAACAAUGUAUAUGCAGUGCAGCCUUUGGGGGCUGCGCACAGGUGAUUUGUAUGGUUGCUUACAUUGUUGGAUAUUUAUUUGUGCACAACCGAAAUAAUAUGCACCCACCGCCAUUGGUUCCGCUUGGUAAAUGCGAGCCAGAAAUGUGUUCGACGUGGACUGUUUUUCU
This is a messenger RNA of Triticum dicoccoides, 1489 nucleotides long. Its product is annotated as target of rapamycin complex subunit LST8. Gene Ontology annotation, cellular component: TORC1 complex; TORC2 complex. The record is from RefSeq and is a predicted model, not a curated record. Gene Ontology annotation, biological process: regulation of actin cytoskeleton organization; TOR signaling. Bases 221 to 1171 code for a protein of 316 amino acids. Gene Ontology annotation, molecular function: protein binding. Lineage: Eukaryota; Viridiplantae; Streptophyta; Magnoliopsida; Poales; Poaceae. The transcript is spliced from 11 exons.